AAGUUGAACGCGGAAAUAGAGUUGGAUCUGUACUGCGCUGUGCGAUACGUGAACCAUGGCAGCUCCAAGUAGAAAACAAGUGCUUAAAUUUCUAUGUCAAUUUGGGGCGUUUAUAUUAACCCGGUUCGGGUUCUGGAACUGCUUCAGUAUGUUAAUGCUCUUUGCCGAGCGGGCUGAUGCGAAAAGAAAGCCUGACAUCCAGGUGCCGUACCUGUACGUGGACAUGGGGGCAGCGGUGCUCUGUGCCAGCUUCAUGUCCUUCGGGGUGAAGCGGAGGUGGUUCGCCCUGGCCGCCGCCAUGCAGCUGGCCGUCAGCACCUAUGCGUCUUACAUCGGAGAGCAGGUGCACUACGGCGACUGGCUCAAGGUACGGAUGUACUCCAGAUCCCUGGCCGUCGUCGGGGGCUUCCUGGUCCUGGCUAGCGGCGCGGGGGAGGUGUACCGGCAGAAGCACCGCACCCGCUCCCUGCAGUCCACGGGACAAGUCUUCAUCGGGGUCUACCUCAUCUGUAUGGUGUACUCGCUCCAGCACAGCAAGGAGGACCGGCAGGUCUUCCUGAGCCACAUCCCGGGCGGCGAGGUGACCCUGAUGCUGAUGGUGCUGCUCUUCGGAGUGCUGGCCCUGGCCUUCCUCUCGGGCUGGUACAUCCGGCUGGCGGCGCAGGUCCUGGCCACUGUCCUGCCCCUCGUCAUCCUCUUCAUCGACGGCAACAUGGGCUACUGGCACCACACGCGCAAGGUGGAGUUCUGGAACCAGAUGAAGCUGAUCGGCCACAACGUGGGGAUCUUUGGCGCCGUGCUCAUCCUGGCCACCGACGGAUGAGUCGACCUUUCCUCUGGUUGUUUAGAGGGAUGGUGUUCUGUUUGCCGUGAUGACAGCCCGACAGAGACACUCGAAGAACCUGCUCACGGGAUGGGGUGGAACUGUUUGCUUUUUUGUUUUGUGAGGCCGUCCGUCUUUAAGCUCGAGCUACCCUUCUGUCGACGGUCAAUAAGAAUUCCCAACACACACAAACACACAUUCACACACACACACAUUCACACACACACACACACACACACACACACACACACACACACACACACACACACACACACACACACACACACACACACACACACACACACACACACACACACACACACACACACACACACACUAGCAUUUGCAGCGUGGCGGUGUUGGGUUGCUUGCAGUGUACGCCACAGUCUCUUGCCUGUUGCUGUUCCAAGGAACCAAAAAUUGUCCAUCCUCAUUUUUUUAUGGGAUUUAUUUAUUUGAAUUUUCUAAGUUAUAAAGUCACGUUUACAGUAGGUCUUUUUUUACGGUCGUACUCUGAGUCCUGAUGAAAUGAGCUUUAACGAUGUUAUGAUAACUUACUGUUAUAGUGUUGGAUUGGGGCCACAGAGGGAAAGGUUUAAAUCCAUGUGGGGAAUUUUCUAUGAAAGGGGAAGGCUGCAGUACAAAACCAUAUAGCAUUGAACUGUAUUGUGUUGCUUUUGUAAAUGUCAUUGUAAACAUGUUUCUCAUGAAUGUAUCUUUCAUUCAAUUUAAUAAACUUGCCCAGCUUUUGUAAUA
Messenger RNA from Gadus morhua (Atlantic cod), 1579 nucleotides. RefSeq names its product transmembrane protein 101 (gene tmem101). The transcript is spliced from 4 exons. Gene Ontology annotation, biological process: positive regulation of canonical NF-kappaB signal transduction. Bases 56 to 823 code for a protein of 255 amino acids. Lineage: Eukaryota; Metazoa; Chordata; Actinopteri; Gadiformes; Gadidae. The record is from RefSeq and is a predicted model, not a curated record.